Colias croceus (clouded yellow) is the source of this 988-nucleotide messenger RNA. RefSeq lists its product as uncharacterized. The coding region runs from base 99 to 935 and encodes 278 amino acids. Gene Ontology annotation, molecular function: serine-type endopeptidase activity. Lineage: Eukaryota; Metazoa; Arthropoda; Insecta; Lepidoptera; Pieridae. The record is from RefSeq and is a predicted model, not a curated record. The transcript has 7 exons. Gene Ontology annotation, biological process: proteolysis.
UAAUACAUUUACUGUUUUAUUUUCCUUCCUAUAAUUCUACAUUUACAUACAUUCAAAAAGUAACGUUUUUAUAAGUUAUUUUAGUCAAAAGCAACGAUAUGAAUGGUAAUGAAAAUUCUCAUACAAUACCCAAGUUUACAAGAGGAGAGAAAUGUAUAUUUUUUCAUUUAGUUCUAGUCUUCGUAGCAAUUCUUAUUUUGGUCAUAAUUUUUAUACUUCAUUUAUAUACUGUGAAACAUAGCAAGUAUACUGCAAUAAAUGCAAGGCGUUCUGGUCCUAAUAAUGGAGGCUCUGACGUUAGUUAUCCACAAAUAGGGGCAGUUAUUUUAAAUGAAACGGACGUCGUUGUAUGCAAUAGUCUCCUUAUCAAGCCGAAAUGGUCGGUGAGCCCAGCCAACUGUAUUGUAGCCCGUUCUCACCCAGACAUGGCAAAUUUUCUAUAUUCCUGGCGCAUUGUUUACAAAAGUUACAAUAAUUUUGCUACUGAAAUAAAAUCCAGUAUAGUACAUUCCCAUUUUGACAAAGAUACAUUAGGAUACAAUAUUGGAUUAUUUGAACAUGUUUCCAAUAUUCCCUUGGAUCAUUAUGUUCUUACCAAUGUGCCUUGGACUGUGGGCAUGCAUCAUUUUCGGAUCAUUUCAAAUUAUAAACGUAGAGCUGGAGAUAAUUUAAUCCAACAACAUAAUGCUAAAUUAUUUUCUGUGGACAAAUGUACGCAAUACACGUCGCCUAUCUUGGAUUUAAGGAACUAUGAAUUUUGUGUUGUUCCCCAAGAAAGAACCGUUUCUUUAGAAUACGGUGCAUUGGUAUUGUUGAAUGAAAAAGUUGUAGGAUUAUAUUCCUGGGGAGAAAGAAAACUGAGUCAUUUGCCUUUUGUUAUUCUUAAUAUAACCUUUUUCCACGAUUGGAUACACACUAUGAUCUCUUUUGUUUAGUAGAUGCUGAGUAGAUGGUUCUAACAUAUUAAUUUCAAUUUGAUUUUAUCACC